Messenger RNA from Gracilinanus agilis (Agile Gracile Mouse Opossum), 1431 nucleotides. It is a transcript of the gene DNAJC25, whose product is annotated as DnaJ heat shock protein family (Hsp40) member C25. The transcript is spliced from 4 exons. Gene Ontology annotation, cellular component: endoplasmic reticulum membrane. The record is from RefSeq and is a predicted model, not a curated record. Lineage: Eukaryota; Metazoa; Chordata; Mammalia; Didelphimorphia; Didelphidae. Gene Ontology annotation, biological process: protein folding. The annotation marks the transcript as partial.
GGGGGCCGGCAGUGGCUGCUGCUGGUGCUGCCGCUGCUGCUGCUGUCGGGCCGGGCCGGGGCUCUGGUAAAGGGGCUCUACUGCGGCUCGCACAACUGCUACGACGUGCUCGGGGUGAGCCGCAAGGCAGGCAAGGCAGAGAUCGCGCGCGCCUACCGGCAGCUCGCGCGUCGCCACCACCCGGACCUCGUGCGGCGCGCAGGCGGCGAAAGCCCCGAGAGCGCGCAGGAGACCUUUCUGCUAGUGGCCACUGCCUACGAGAUCCUCAAGGAUGAAGAAACACGUAAAGAUUAUGAUUAUAUGCUGGAUCAUCCUGAAGAGUACUAUAGCCAUUAUUAUCACUACUACAGUCGACGAUUAGCUCCUAAAGUAGAUGUCAGAAUUGUCAUUAUCGUCACCGUGUGUGCUAUCUCCGUGUUUCAGUUUUUCAGCUGGUGGAGUAGCUAUAAUGAGGCCAUCAACUACCUAGCCACAGUGCCAAAGUAUCGUAUUCAAGCUACUGAAAUUGCCAAGCAGCAAGGGCUGCUUAACAAGGCCAAAGAGAAAGGCAAAAACAGACGAUCCAAGGAAGAAAUCCGUGAGGAGGAAGAAAACAUCAUCAAAAAUAUUAUAAAAAGUAAAAUAGAUAUAAAAGGAGGCUAUCAGAAACCUAAAGUGGGUGAUAUUUUGCUGUUUAAAAUUGUUUUAGCUCCUUAUCACCUGUGUGCAUACAUAGUCUGGUAUUGCCGGUGGAUUUAUCAUUUUAAUAUCAAAGGUCAAAAGUAUGGAGAAGAAGAGAGGCUAUAUCUCAUUCGUAAAUAUAUGAAAAUGUCUGAAUCUCAGUUUGACAGUCUGGAAGAUCAUCAGAAAGAAACUUUUCUUAAACGGAAACUAUGGAUAAAAGAGAACUAUGAAGUCUACAAACAGGAACAAGAGGAGGAGCUAAAGAAGAAAAUGGCAAAUGACUCCCGAUGGAAGAGAUACAGGAGAUGGAUGAAGAAUGAGGGACCUGGGAGAUUAACUUUUGUUGAUGACUAACAAUUAUUGGAAUUCUGUAUACCAAACCACAAUAAUUAUAAAAUUAUUUUUUCAUAAGUGAAUUAUUUUAGAAAAUUCAUCACUUUAUUUUCAGUAACAAUCUAAAAUUCAGGAAUCAUCUGACCGAAUGAGACAAUGUGAAGUAUAAAACAUACAUAAAACUGUAUUAAGACAUUUUAAAGAAUGGUGUUCAGUAUUUAUGUUCUACAUGCUUUAUGGGUCUAGUGCGCUGUUAAAUCUUCAUGCUGUAGUUUCUAUUAGAUAACCAUUUAAAAACUUAACUUUUUUAUGUACCUGAUUUUUCAUUCUAGAAUUUUUUCCUUGCUUUUCUCUGUUAUGUUGCUCAUUGCUUUUCUCUAUCCUCAUAUUUUGCAUAAAACAUUACUUAAAAAAAAAGAUCACAACUGCAGUUAA